GUGGGGACACGCGAAGCGUCUAGAUUUUUUCGACUCGGUGUGCCACAACAUCCUCGCGCCGGCCCCGUGCGCGGGCUCGUGCGUUCCGCUCUUCCACGUCCGCUCGGGCAUCGUCAAGGGGUGCGGGUGGAAUGGCGCCCUCUACGCGGCGGGCGCCUCCUGCUUCCCCCUCGACCUGGAGCAGAAGCUCGAAGUCGGGGGCUGCGGGCUGCGCCGUGCCUGUGCUGAUGACCUCGGGCGAGCGCUUGCUGCGGUCAUCCAUCUCGCCCGCCUGGAGGGGGUGCUGAUUCUCAUGGAAGACCUCGCGGGCCUCGCGCUGAAGCCCGCCAAGUGCCACAUCAUCCCACUCGCGGGCCCUGUCGAUGACGAGCUUGUGAACAAGCUGCGCAGCGCCCUGGCCGCGAUCGCCCCCCGCUUCCAAGAGUUCAACAUCUGCGACCGCUUGACCUACCUCGGUCUUCUUCAUGGGUUCCCCAGUGGCGCGUUCAGCGUCAAGGACUGGCCGCGGCUGCGAGACUGGGGCGCGCGCGCUCCAUGGUCCGUGCAGCUCGCGCUAAUUGCCGCGAUCGUCCGAGCUGCUACUUCCACCUUCCACAAGUUCCCCGAGAUUCGCGAGCGCCUCCAGGAGCUCGACCAGUGCGGAAAUGACCAGACCCUGUUGGGCGCGGCUCGGGCCGCCCAGCAUCCCUCGCCGCCCCGGUGGAAAGCGCCGCCCUUCGUCGAGACGUUCCACCAAAUCGUGUCCGCGGAGACGGACCACCGCUACUAUUCGUCCACGUUGCUGGCCCCUGCCCUCGAAGCCGCGUGGGCGUCGCUCGCAGCAGACAAGCCUGCCCGUGUUCAGCGGCUGGCGUAUGCUGCUGCGAGGCGGAUCAAGAUCGAGCUGCCCGACCUCGAAGACAUCUUCGUGAACGACCCUGAGGUGCUCGACAAGGUGGAGAUCGCCAUGAAGAAGCUGCUGCC
Prorocentrum cordatum is the source of this 963-nucleotide messenger RNA. Lineage: Eukaryota; Dinophyceae; Prorocentrales; Prorocentraceae. The record is from the annotation of a GenBank genome assembly.